GUCUCUUUGUUUUGUUUUUAAAUUCUUUCAUGCUUUGGAUAGAUAAAUUGCGGUACAUACCAUGGUUUUCGCAAUUUGCUGUGUAAAUUUCAGUAUACCGUUCAAUCCCGUUGUGACUGUUUACUGUUCAGAGAAUAUUCAAUCCAAUUUGCAACGUGCCUAUCGUCGCGUAUUAAACGAUGCCAGUCUAAACGUAAAGCAAUUACAAACGUCAUCAGACAGCACAACGAAGGAUAAGGCAAUUGUGGUAUAGAGUGUUGACGUGUUGAUUUGUUAGUGGAAAUUCGUAGGAGUACAGUCUCAGGAGUACAGCUAUCGUGUUAUCGUUAAUGGUACAAAAGAAACACGACUGCAAAUGUUUAGUUAAUGCAUUUCAGUGAUUUCUUAGCGAUGCUUUUAAUAGUAAAAUGUGACGCUACAAACCGUUUAAUCUAGAAAAUUUGCUGAUCGUCUAGUGUAAAUAAAAACAUUCUAAUUCCGCUUCUCAAAAUGAAUGGAAAGAAGACAAUGUCAGUGUCAUUGGCUCGUUACCGGAAAAGACCUUCCGGUUAUUCAUAUAGAUUCCAGUGUGUUUUCAUUUGUUUAGUAGUGCUAGUUAUAGUAAAUUACUCCAGUGGAUACUUUUAUGCUGACGGAGAAGAUCAGACACAAGAACGGUUUUGCUUUUGCCAGCUUCAGGGAACCAUAGACGAUUGCAGUUGCAACGUAGAUACUGUCGACUAUUAUAACAACGUUAAAAUCUAUCCGCGGUUACGCAGUCUACUAGUCAAAGAUUUCUUCCGCUAUUACAAAGUAAACCUGGUAAAGGAAUGCCCUUUCUGGGUAGAUGACAGUAAGUGCGCCAUGCGCUUUUGUCACGUACAGUCAUGCGAAGAAAAAGACAUCCCACCCGGUCUGAAAGGGGAUACAUCGUCGUAUCACAAGUACAUAAAAGAAGUGCAAACGCUAACCAACUGUGAUGAAGAUUUGGACGUGGAGCUCGGUUACCUCAACACCAGCAUCAGUGAUAAGGCUCAUAUAAAGUUCAAAAAGUGGGCGGAUUACGAUCAGGCUCAGGAUAAUUUUUGUAUACUGGACGACCACGAACAAGGAGCAGAAUAUGUAGAUUUGCUUCUGAAUCCAGAACGUUAUACUGGUUACAGAGGCGAAUCGGCUAGACGAAUAUGGAGCAGCAUAUAUUUGGAAAAUUGUUUCCAAUCACAUUCAGUUCGCCGAACUAAUCCAUAUUCUGCUAUGAUUCCGUAUAAAGACAUGAUUCAAAGUGAGGUCUGUCUGGAGCACCGUGUGUUUUAUCGGAUGAUAUCUGGUCUGCAUUCCAGCAUUAACAUUCAUCUUUCAGCAAAUUAUCUUCUUUCGGAAAAAAAUUCGAUGGGAUUUGUUUCACCGACAGGAAUAUGGGGCUCCAACUUAGAGGAAUUCGAGCGACGAUUUAGUCCUCAGACAACCGAUAAUGAAGGGCCGCACUGGUUAAGGAAUUUAUACUUUGCGUACCUUGUUGAAUUACGUGCUCUAGCUAAAGCGGCUCCAUACCUUAGAAGCGAAGAGUAUUUCACUGGGAGAGAAAAGGAAGAUAAAGAAGUCCGUGUCGCAAUUAAAGAUUUACUCAACGUAAUCGAAAGCUUCCCAACGCAUUUUAAUGAAUCGGUUAUGUUCAGCGGCGGAACAUCUUCAAUCAAAGUAAAAAACGAAUUUCGUGAGAAAUUUAUGAAUAUAUCUAAAGUGAUGGACUGUGUCGGUUGUGAUAAAUGUCGCUUAUGGGGUAAAUUACAGACUCAAGGAAUGGGAACGGCUCUAAAAAUUUUAUUCUCAGGAAAAUUUGACGAUCAAAUCGAGUCUAGUAUAACGACCAAACUAAAAACUAAUGACUCACAGUUUAAGUUGAAACGAGCAGAAAUUGUGGCGUUAUUCAACGCUUUCGGAAGACUCUCGACGAGUAUCCAUGAACUGGAAGAAUUUCGUCAACAAAUGAGAUAAACAUGGCUUGUGAUAGAGACGAUUUUAGCAUGGCAGUUAAACGCAAAUCAGUGAUACAGGUGCUUGCAUCAUAAACUAAAUCAGCAGAAUAUACGAAAACACUAAAUAAAAUUUUAACCAGCGACAAAAACCAAUGAUGGAUAACUUUCCUGCUGAGCGAAGCACAUAUUUUGAUGUGCUGCGCAUUUUUUUCGCCGCCAUCAAAGUCUAGCGUGUGAACUGUUUACUGUAGCGUUAAAACGCAAAGAAUAUUCGUACGGGUUGUUGUUAUUUAUUUCAAAAGA
Wyeomyia smithii (pitcher-plant mosquito) is the source of this 2258-nucleotide messenger RNA. RefSeq names its product ero1-like protein (gene Ero1L). Gene Ontology annotation, biological process: protein folding in endoplasmic reticulum. Bases 490 to 1974 code for a protein of 494 amino acids. NCBI's taxonomy places the organism in Eukaryota, Metazoa, Arthropoda, Insecta, Diptera, Culicidae. Gene Ontology annotation, cellular component: endoplasmic reticulum membrane; endoplasmic reticulum. The record is from RefSeq and is a predicted model, not a curated record. Gene Ontology annotation, molecular function: protein-disulfide reductase activity; thiol oxidase activity; FAD binding. The transcript is spliced from 6 exons.